CCGCUGGUGGUGCUGGCGACAAGGCGGCGGCACGGAGGCUCCACUGGCGUCUCCGCCUGGUCCGGGGCGUGCGUAUGUCCUCUUUCUUAUCGCCUCGUCUCUUUUGUCAACUUGUGUUGUCUGGCACUGUCAAACGCCGACGAGUCAUCAAACCAUGUGUCAAAUUACGCAGGCUCUCGUCCUUUCCUAUAACUCGCCCUACUUCUUCUCCCCUCUUCGCUGAACGAUUCGCCAUCUGCCAUUGCUGCUCGUUGUUAUUGUAACUGUUGUUGCUGCUGCUGUUGAUCACCAGCUUCGCCUGCAUACGCCAUCACCCAUCAUCCCUUUGCCUGUUCUUCACUAGCUGCAGCAGCCUGCUUGCACCAGCAGAUCUCUACUGCGACUUUAGCCGAUCUGCCUUUGACUGCGGCAGUCAUCUGAGCUUGACCACUCGCCUUCGUCAUCGCCAGCAUUCCCCCAAACUCUGCUGCGCUUGGUCUUUUCUUGCCCUUGACAACCCCGGCGUCUCCAGAUUAGCUUCCGCCCAUAACCUUCUUAGGGAGGAGCAACCGGGCUUUGUUUGGCUCUGCAUCUACUCUUGCAUUUCAUAUCAUAUUCUACGCCCUCGAUAUCCCCUACGCUUCCUCUUAUCGCCACCUCGUGCCUCUGACUUCAUGAAGGUUUAAGCACCAACCAACCCUUUUUGUUCGAUCCCGAUAUAUAUAUAAAGUCUCGCCGGACACAUCACCUUGUUUUCGCAUUGCAACCUACACAAACUCACCCUAGGCAUCAUCAUUUCCUACAUCCACAAUGUCCUCUGAUUCGGCCCCAAGCCGUUGGGGCUUCUUAAGCCGACGCAAAAAAUCUGCCAGCGGCGAGGUCUCGGACAAGACGCAUCUUGGCCCUUCGACAUGGAGUAUGGGUGUGCUCAACGACAAGCAGACAGUCGAAGUUCCCGGCUCUGUGCUGCUGCUCGCUGCUAACCGCAACGAGCCUCUUGGUCUCCGCAACAUGAACGCCAGAACCUCUCACUCCUCGAUUCCUGCUGGCUUCCACGUCGACAUGCCCAUGACUCCGGGAGGUACUCGUCCCUUGCCAAUGACUCCAGGCGGUACUCGUCCUAUGCCCACCACUCCCUCAGGUCACUCACACCACGAGGUGGAGGUAGAGGAUGACAAGAAGCGUACGGAGGAUGGCGCCAUCAUCUUAGACCCUCAACCCGAAGAAUCCGCCAACGAUCCUCUCAACUGGCCCAGUUGGCGUCGCGAUAGCGCUCUCCUCAGUCUGGGCUUCUACUGCAUGUUGGGUGGUGGCAUGACUCCUCUCAUUGCUGCCGGUUUCACUGAUGUAGCCCACGACCUCCACGUCGAAGUCGAAACCGUUGCAUUGACAACCGGUUUGUACAUGAUGGGUCUCGGUCUUGGGUCCGUCAUUGCUUCCCCUACCGCCAUUCUCUAUGGCAAGCGUCCAGUCUACAUUGCCAGCUCCAUUCUCUUUAUUGCCACCUGCGUCUGGGCCGGCUACUCUCCCAACUUUCCAUCCUUGGUUGCCGCCCGUGUGUUUCAAGGCAUGGCUAUCAGCCCAGUCGAAUGUCUCCCAUCUGCAACCAUUGCUGAGAUUUUCUUCUUGCACGAGCGUGCGUACCGUAUCGGCAUUUACACCUUACUGCUGCUUGGUGGCAAGAACUUGGUUCCCCUGGUGAGCGCCGCCAUCAUUGGCCGUUUUGGAUGGCGAUGGACCUUUUGGAUUGUCUCCAUGAUUGUUGCCCUCUCUGGUAUCCUGCUUUUCUUCUUUGUUCCCGAGACGUUCUGGGAUAGAACUCCUACGAGGAGCUCUUCCGAUCGUCCGAACUUCUUUAGACGUAUUUCUGCUCGCUACAGCCGCAGAGUAUCGGUCCACACGCCAGUGACACCCAUGCCUCAUCAGGCUUCAGAUGGCCCUCGUCCCCAGUCGCCUGGUGCUGUCGAUAGAAACCCACAGGCACACGUUGGCUUCGCCCCAGCGUCUGUCCGAUCGUCAGUCGACCAUGCAACUGGUACUCCUAGCUCCCCUCACCAUCACAAGCACCUCCACGUCGGUUUUGCGGAUGCUUCCAACCUGGAAAAACAGACUGGCGUCGAUUCUUCCAUGCCAUCUCAACUGACUCCUCCCGCCGAAGAAGAAACCGACAUUCAACGCCCGCAAUCCGUCCACAGUCAUUCUUCCUUCCAUGCAUCUCGCCCCGCGCCUCAUCCUAACAGCGAUACUCUAAAGGUUGAAUCCAGCCAAGACGAAGGCACUAGCUCUUCCAGCGGCGACUACUUCUCCAAGCAUACCGAGAUUGGCGGAGAGUGUAUUCCCCAUUCCCGCUUCAAGUCUCAGCCCAAGAUCCAAGCCUACACUCAUAACUUGAGACAGCUUCCUGCCCAGUCCUUUAUUCAGCAGCUCAAACCCUACCAUGGACGCCUGAACGCUGACAAGUGGCACAAGGUCAUGGUGAGACCCUUUAUCCUCUUGGCCUAUCCCGCCGUCCUCUGGUCCUCUAUCACAUACGCCUGCUCUAUUGGCUGGCUUAUUGUCAUUUCCGAAACCAUGGCCCUCAUCUACAGAAACCCUGAAGGCUACAACUUUGAUGCCCUUCAGACCGGUCUAGUGUACUUGUCGCCCUUUAUCGGCGGUAUUCUCGGCACUGGUGUUGCAGGCAAGAUCAGUGACAUUAUCGUCAAGGCCAUGUCACGACGCAACGGCGGUCUGUACGAGCCAGAGUUCCGCUUGGUCAUGGCUAUUCCCGUUCUCUUCACCACUUGCAUUGGCCUCAUGGGCUUUGGCUGGUCCGCUGAGCAAAACGACCACUGGAUCGUCCCUACCGUCUUCUUUGGCGUCGUUUCCUUUGGCUGCUCUCUCGGCUCCACCACCGCCAUCACAUUUUGCGUUGACAGCUACCGUCAAUACGCCGGCGAGGCUCUGGUCACCCUCAACUUUACCAAGAACAUCAUGCACGGUCUCGUAUUCAGUCUGUUUAUCACCCAUUGGCUAGUCGGUGACGGUCCCAAGAUGGUGUACAUCUGGAUUGGCAUCAUCCAGCUCAUCUUACUCCUCACCACUAUUCCCCUGUACAUUUACGGCAAGCGCCUUCGCAUGUGGACGGUGAGAAAGAACUUUAUGGAGAAGUUUUAGUCCUGUGAGGUUGUUGUGCUGUGGUUAUAAUGAAUGUAACGCAUUUUCCUAUUUUUUGUUUACCUUAGACCCUUUUAUCCUCUUUGCUCUUGAGCGUUUUUGUUUCAAGAUUCUGUUUACCACGACACGUAGACCAUAUUCAGAAAUACAAUGGAUUCAACUC
Molecule: messenger RNA, 3298 nt
Organism: [Torrubiella] hemipterigena
Lineage: Eukaryota; Fungi; Ascomycota; Sordariomycetes; Hypocreales; Clavicipitaceae
Source: the annotation of a GenBank genome assembly